AUGGCUGCCGCAUCUUCUAAAAAGCCUUCUAAAACGCCCUCUAAAACUCCUAAAAAGAAGGACACGGUUGAGGUGGUGACUGUGGAUGAGGCGGAGGCGGAUGGAGAUGAGAAGGACGAGGGAGAAGGCGAAGUGAUCGAAGUGGAAGUGGAAAAGAAGCCAGAGGAUGAAAGUGGUUUCGACCUCGUGAGAAACUUAAAGCACAAACCAGAAAUCAUUGCGGUUCGGGUUUUACGCGCAUUCCGUUCGAUCAAAAUUCGUCAAAAUAAAUGGCGUCCCGUCCACCACAACUUGGAGGGCGAGAAUAUCGAGAUCAGCGCGUGUAUUGCCAAUGGAUCAUUUGGACUAGUCUUUCGCGCCGAGAAUUUAGAUACCCGUAUUGGUGGAAAAACAGGUCGAGAAUAUGCUAUCAAAGUUGCGAACCUAAGAUUGGAUACGGAUGAUCAUAACCUCGAACCCGUUAACAUGGGUUCGGAUCACAGUCCUACUCUUACAAAGAGCAGUGAGGCUCACAUUAUCGACCCGAGAGAAAUGACCAAGUUGAGUCUACGUAGCAAACGGGCGAACGAACUGAGGACAAGUCUUCAGUAUAUUAAAUCGGGACAUCCGAAUGUAUGUAACCUGGAGGGAUGGGCGGAUCUUAAUAUUUUGAGAAACCACUUCUCUUUGUUCAUCCUAGAAUUUUGCGAUAUGGGAACUCUGUUUGAAAUGGUCAAAACUUCUGAACGAACAUCGAAUUACAUACCCGAAGGAUUUAUCUGGCACGCGUUCGAGCAAUUGCUCGAUGGUCUUACAUUUCUUCACGGCGAGCAUCCAGCUUAUAAGGAUCUACCUGAAUUUCGAGGACGGAAUCGCUCCACCAUUCUUCGUGAUAUUAAACCAAACAACAUCUUCCUCCAAUCGCCUCCUCCAGGUUCUCCCGACAAAACAUAUCCUAAUCUCAAAUUGGCCGAUUUUGGCGAGGCCAUACAUCUACCUAUUGGCGGCACCCGGGAUUUUUACUUUGGAAAUAGUACCUGUGAUCCACCCGACGAUUUAAUGAGCGCCAAAUUUGAUGUUUGGUCGUUGGGCGUCCAGAUGUAUUUCAUGGCGAAGGCAGGUGAGUUCCCAAACAACGGAUGCGGUGAUAUCCGCGAUGUAUGGGGCCGAAUGGAUGCCGCGCGGAAAAAAGAGGUAGCGGCCGCGAGAAGUGAUCCUAAUCGAUUUGAGAUGAUUGAUGAUCAUUUGACGAUGAAUUUAUACCGAGAGAUCCGAUGGGUGAUGGAUCUUGAUCGAGAAAAGAGACCGACUGCGCUACAAGCAUGGAACCGUGUCAAAGUCAGGAACGAACAGAGGAAGAAAUUGAUGUAUCGCGCACUACCAGAUUGGGUGCAGAUAAAAGUCAACCGAGUAUUCCAGCCGUUGGAAUUGGUAGAUGUAGAGUUUCGGAUUCAGCAAGCGGAGGACGAGGGGUUCCUGUUCAAGUAUGCGGGCGGACUUCCUUUCAUGAGAAGAACGAGGGAUAGGAAUAGAACACGGAGAGCACUUGCGAGGGAGAGGGAGGCGGCGGAGGAAAUGAAAGCGGAGCGAUUGCGCCAGUUCAACAAAGAGUCGCUGGAAGAUGCAAGGAUGUUGGCAGAUAGGAGAAGGAGACAGAUGAUUGAACAAGAGGAAAUAGCCAAGAUUGAGAACGAGAGGAAGAGGUUGGGGGGUUGGUUGCAGCCUGAUAUGAAGAGGAGGAGAUUGGAGAGCCUUCUGAAGUUGAAAUCGUAUAGGAGUAAGGAGGGCGAGGGGGAGGAUGAUGAGGAGGUGGGAUAUACAUAUAAUAGCAUUACCGAGUUUUCCAUUCGUGAUAUUUUACCCCGUAAGUUAUUCUUCGACAGACAACUUUCUGAGCAUACUACCGAGAUCCUAGAAGAGACCUCGUCAACUAAAUCCUCGGUAGGAAAAUGA
Molecule: messenger RNA, 1932 nt
Organism: Sclerotinia borealis F-4128
Lineage: Eukaryota; Fungi; Ascomycota; Leotiomycetes; Helotiales; Sclerotiniaceae
Source: the annotation of a GenBank genome assembly